AUGAAGUAUAUUCCUACUGGGAGAUUUAGCAGGGCUAGGACCCAUGCACAAGUUAGAGAUAAUAAUCGUCAUCAUAAUGACAAUGACUACAGUGACUACGGUGACAGUGAUGACCGUGGUUACAACAACGACCGUUAUGAUGAUCGUCGUUCCGAGGAUAAUAGGAGACCUCCUAACAGGUCUCGUGGAAGUUAUGGUAGUAGUAGUGGUGGUAGCAGUGGGAGACGUUUUGACGAAUCUAACGUUCAAGAGACUCUGAAGGAUAUGAUUAAUUCACCUGAGAAUAGAAACAGAUGUGGUGAGUGUCAGGCUACAUUUCCAACUUGGUGUUCCACUAACCUUGGUGUGUUUUUAUGUGGUAGAUGUGCCUCUGUGCAUAGAAAAUUGUUAACUAAUCGUUCGGAUGAAGUAUUUUCUAAUUUGAAAUCGUUAUCCCUAGAUAGAUGGACUAGAAACGAUUUGGAAGAAGUAAGAAAUAUGGGUGGUAACAAAGGUAAUUUACAGUUUUGGAACCCGAAGGGUGAACCUUUCCCCUUUGAUGGUGAUGAUGACAAGAGUCAAGUGGAAAUGUUUAUUAGGGACAAGUAUAUUAUGGGGAAAUUUAAAUAUGAAGCUAUAAGACCUGAAGAUUUUGGUAACUAUAAUAAUCGUUCAAACAGCCGUGGUAGUAAUAAUAGUACUGAUUAUAAUAGACGCGAUAACUACAAGGACUAUACCAGUGGAAGAAGUAAUAGCAGUAAUUCCAAUAGAUCCAGAGGUAAUAAUAAUGAGCAAUCUUACUCUAGAGAGAACGUGGCACGUGAGGAACCUGCAUAUCCUGCUGCAGUUGCAGUUGAAAGAAACCCAGAAUUACCAAAAAGACGUCCUACUGUUGUCGGAGGAAGACCUGCGGUAUUCGAUGGUAGUGCAACUUUAACAGCUGGGGCAGAACCAUCUAUGGUUACUACCCAAGCUACCGGUUCUAUGCAACAGUAUUAUGAUCCAAAUACGGGGAUUAUAUACGUUGAUCAACAGCAACUAGCAUUGCAACAGCAGCAGCAACAAGCAAUGUUACAACAACAGCAACAAAUGGCGUUACAACAACAGCAACAAAUAGCACAACAACAACAAAUAGCACAACAACAACAGAUGGCUGCUAUGCAAAACCAAGCACAAAAGAACGCUAUUAUGGGAUUAUAUCAACGACCAGAUCUGUAUACUUCCCCUGUUGAAGUUAGUAACACUCACCCACUUUCUACCCAACUUACCCAACAGCAGUUGCAGCAACUACAACUUCAGCAGCAGCAGCAGCAGCAGCAAUACCCAACGGGACAACAACCUUUCAUGUGA
This is a messenger RNA of Maudiozyma barnettii, 1329 nucleotides long. It is a transcript of the gene GTS1, whose product is annotated as Gts1p. Gene Ontology annotation, biological process: intra-Golgi vesicle-mediated transport; endocytosis; endoplasmic reticulum to Golgi vesicle-mediated transport. Gene Ontology annotation, cellular component: Golgi apparatus. The record is from RefSeq and is a predicted model, not a curated record. Lineage: Eukaryota; Fungi; Ascomycota; Saccharomycetes; Saccharomycetales; Saccharomycetaceae. Bases 1 to 1329 code for a protein of 442 amino acids. The transcript has a single exon. Gene Ontology annotation, molecular function: GTPase activator activity.